AUGUCGCACACCAACGCCUCGCUGGGAUCCGCCAUCUCGUCGCUCGUCACCUCGCUCACCGCAUCGCCCCUGCCCGCCAUCGAGCCCACGCCGACGCUGCCCACCUCCCCCGCCGAGCUGGCCAAGCUCAUCGACCACACCCUCCUCGCGCCCGCAUCCACCCUCGACCAGAUCCGCGCCGUCUGCGCAGAGGCAAAGCAACACGGCACCGCCACCGUCUGCGUAAACUCGAGCCUCAUCCCCACCGUCGCCGCCCAGCUCGACGGCAGCGGCGUCAAGCCCAUCGCCGUCGUCGGCUUCCCCUUUGGCGCCGCAAACACCCAAGCAAAGGUCGCAGAGACUCAGCAGGCCGUGCGUGACGGCGCAAACGAGAUUGACAUGGUCCAGAACAUCGGCCUGCUCAAGUCGGGCGAGUACCUCGCCGUCCUCUCCGACAUCCAGGCCGUCGUCGGUGCCGCAGCGCCCUCGGCCAUUGUCAAGGUCAUCAUCGAGACGUCGCUCCUGACGCGCGACGAAAUCAUCGCCUCGACCUACCUCACCUGCCUCGGCGGCGCCGCAUUCGUAAAGACGUCGACCGGAUACGGCGGCGGCGGCGCAAAGGAGGACGACGUCCGCCUCAUGCACGCCAUCGCCCACCUCGACGGCGCCCCCUGGAACGGCAACGUCAAGGUCAAGGCCAGCGGUGGUAUCCGCAGCCUCGACGUCGUACAGAGGAUGGUCCAGAACGGCGCAGAACGCGUCGGCGCCAGCGGUACAAAGGCCAUCCUCGACGAGGCCAUGGGCAACAAGCCAGAGGCGCCCAAGAGCGACUACUGA
Messenger RNA from Pseudozyma flocculosa PF-1, 816 nucleotides. RefSeq lists its product as uncharacterized. Lineage: Eukaryota; Fungi; Basidiomycota; Ustilaginomycetes; Ustilaginales; Ustilaginaceae. Gene Ontology annotation, cellular component: cytoplasm. Bases 1 to 816 code for a protein of 271 amino acids. The record is from RefSeq and is a predicted model, not a curated record. Gene Ontology annotation, biological process: deoxyribonucleotide catabolic process; carbohydrate catabolic process. Gene Ontology annotation, molecular function: deoxyribose-phosphate aldolase activity. The transcript has 2 exons.